CACCACCACAUAUCACCACUCGUGGCACAGCUGGGAGCACCAGAACUGGUCAGGAAACAUGAACAAACGUAAACUGAGCUUCAAAUGGUUCGGCAGCCUCACCAACCUCACCUUCCGGCGCUCGUCCGGCAAAGCCUCCAAGUCGGACGACAAAGGUGAGGCGGAACUUGAGACGCCGUCGUCGCCGACAUCGCAGUCCUCCGUGGAUGACAUGGACGUCCGUCCGCGCCUGCCGAGCUACGUGCGCUCCAGCGAGAUGUACAGUCACAUGGGCACCAUGCCACGGCAGCUCAGCAAGAAGAAAGACAAAGACAAAGACAAGGACAAGGACAAGGACAAGGACAAAGGGGGCGGUAAAGGCUCGCGAAAGAGCCGGGCACACCGUGGCCCAGAGCUGGGCCGCAGUCAGAGCAUGAGGCCCAUGGACCACGUCUGCGACUCGCCACUGUUGAGCAUGCUGUCCAGUCCAGGACGCCCAGCCAUGCUGCCGCAAGCUGCAGCCAAACCUGUCGCCACUAGGGGGAGCCCUAAGAAAAUAGAGGAAGAGGCAGAAGAAGGUGGCGCUGAGAAACCAACUGGAGACACAGUUGAUGGAGGGUUUAGAGCUAUUCCGGUGGAGGAGCCCAGAACAGACGGGUCUAAGAGCCCUCAGGCUGGUGAAACAGUGCCACCUGGUGGACAUUUAGCUGAAAGGCCAAAAAGCCCACAAUCCCCUUCAGUGGACACACAUCAGCCCCCGUGUCAGGUGGUGUUGCCAAUGAAGAGGGGGAGGAAGACCGAAGAGCAGAAGGAUGAGGAGAAGCAGCCAGAGAGGAGGCAGAGUCCAGCGGAGGAGGUCCAGCCGGCACAGCCAGAGAGUGACCAGCAGAGGGAGACAGACAACAGCCAAAUGGACCCUUCAGGCAACCCAGGAGAGUAUGUGCAGUUCUCCAAGGAGAAGUACCUGCUGGAGUCUCCGCCAGAGAAGCUGCGGAAGGAGCUGGAGGAGGAGCUCAAGCUGAGCAGUACUGACAUGAGGAGCCAUGGCUGGUACCAUGGACACAUCCCACGCGAGGUGUCGGAGACGCUGGUCCUGCGUAACGGGGACUUCCUGGUGCGCGACUCGCUGGUAAAUGCCACCGACUACGUGCUGACCAGCCGCUGGAACCACGAGGUGCAGCACGCACGCAUCACCAAGGUGCUGGUCAAGAGCAGCGAGACACACGUCCAGUUCGUGCUGGAGGGACUGGAGGGGGAGGCCUUUGACUCGGUGCCCGCGCUUGUGCGAUCCUACGUGGGCAACCGCCGGCCCGUCUCCCCCCAGAGCGGGGCACAGAUCUACUGCCCCAUCAACCGGACCCUGCCGCUACGCUACCUGGAGGCCACCUUCGCACUGGCCAAUGGCAGGCCGGGCGCCACCUACUCGCCAUCCAAUCAGAGAGGAGCAUAUAUUAAGAGGCGGAGUGUGACCAUGACGGAUGGACUGACCACAGAGAAAGCCAUGCCACACAGCAACGAGGAGCCGGUGGAGCCCCCAGAGGCCCCGCCCCCCGAGGCGGAGCCAGUGAAAGACAGCAGCCCCUCCACCAUCCACCACCAUAAGGAGUCGAUGAGGAACUGCGCGCUGAGUAUGGACCAGAUCCAGGAGUUCCGUUGCCCCCUCUCUCCCGUCGGAGAGGCGCCUCUGUCCCCCGCAUACAGCGCCGUGUCCCGGCACCGGCACGGCUCUGGCGGUCGCAUCCUGGCCGUCAUCCCCCCGUCGCCGGCCGUCCCCCGCCGCUCCAGCGACCCCCACCUCAGCCCCUCCGCCUCCAACAACAACCUCCACCUGCCCCCCCCCUCCUCCUCCUCCUCCUCCUCCUCCUCCUCCGGAGGUGCCCAGGCCCCCCACCUCCAGGGCCCCGACCUGGCGGGCAGCUACUGCGAGCUCCGACCUCACCCCCCCUGCGCCGCCCCGGGCACCCCGUGCAAGAGCUACGUGGAGCGGCUGCGGGUGGAGGAGGGCCGGGGGGUCCCGGGGCUGGUGGAGCAGGGAGGUGGCCGUGAGGCGGGGGACGUGGUGGCGAGGGAGAGCCUCUUUGCGCUGCCGCAGGUGGAGACGAGCUCGUCUCUGCGUCCGAGCCGCUACCAGUCGGCGCUGCUGCCGGCCGAGAACAAGCCGCUGGAGAUGGCCGUGCUCAAGAGGGUCAAGGAGCUGCUGGCCGAGACGGACGCGCGCACCGCCGCCAUGCACAUCACCAAAACAGACUGCACGGUUGCUAGGAUACUGGGCGUUACCAAGGAGAUGCAGAGGAUGAUGGGAGUGGGGUCUGGGCUGGAGCUGCUGACUCUUCCACAUGGACACCAGCUGAGACUGGACCUACUGGAGAGGUUCUACACCAUGUCCAUCAUGGUGGCGGUGGACAUCCUGGGCUGUACAGGAAGCACGGAGGAGAGGGCCGCCCUCCUGCACAAGACCAUCCAGCUGGCCGCCGAGCUCAAGAGCACCAUGGGAAACAUGUUCGGCUUCGCCGCCGUCAUGAGGGCCCUGGAGCUGCCGCAGAUCUCUCGUCUGGAGCAGACAUGGAUGGCCCUGAGGCAGAGACACACCGAGGGAGCCAUCCUAUAUGAGAAGAAGCUCAAGCCCUUCCUCAAGGCCAUGAACGACGGCAAAGAGAGCUGCGUCCUGUCCAACACCUCCUUCCCACCUGUGGUCCCACUGCUGUCUCUCCUGGAGAGGGGCGUUGCUGUGGGGGAGGGGCUAGAGCCCUGGGAGAGCGUGGAGGCGGGCGUCGACGUGGUGAUGAGUCACCUGGAGGCGGCACGUACCAUUGCCCAUCACGGGGGGAUCUACCGCAGCAAUGCAGAAACAAAACUAAAAGAGCUGCCGGAGCGAGUGGAGCUGCUGGAGAUCUUCUGCACCGAGUUCCAGAUGCGUCUGCUGUGGGGCAGCCGGGGCUCCGAGGGCUCCCAGGCUGAGCGCUACGAGAAGUUCGACAAGGUCCUCACCGCCCUCUCCCACAAGCUGGAGCCGCCCGUCCGCCACAGCGAGCUAUAGCAACCUCCAUAACCCCCCUCCCCUCUACACAGCACAGAAACCUGCAGUGGUACAAUCCCAUCUGUCCCUCUCCCAUGCACCUGGGUUGGACCAAAACGGGAACGAGGGGGUGUUGAGAGGUACUGUGUAAAAUACUUAACUGAAAUGUGUGGAAGGGGGUAAGGAGAGAGAGUGAAAAAGGAGAGAAAGAGAGAGAGACUGUGUAUCCCAAAACGAGGCACAAAGAAAGGACCGCUCAUAUCACAGCCUUGUCAGGCUGGACCCUUUCCAUCAUCAAGUCACAGAAAUGCAUCAUGGGAAGUCAGGUGAUAAGCCUGAGGAAGAAGUGUGUCAGGAAAACGGUGUGUGGGUGUGUGUUUUCUGAGAGACAAUGAAAGAAUGAAUGAGUGUUACUGUGUCUCACCUGUACCCAUUCCUGGCUUUGGACUAUACUUCCCAUGAUUCCCUGCGUUGUGAAGUUCCUCCCGCUGUUGUCACAGACUAAAACCCUCACAAUAACAGCUACAGAACCUUCCAGAGAAGAGAGAACCUGCUUUUCCUCAGCGCCAGCUCCCACGGUCAUGUUGAAGUUAAAGUUGAUGUUUUCCUGAUGCUCCACCACCUUAUAGACAUAGUGGAGGAAGACAACGAGGAGAGGACACUUAUCUCUGACAAAGUCACACACACACACACACACACACAUCUGAAUGUACGUUGCCAAAUCAUCUAAGUGCAAGCAGAUAUAUCUGAAAGGAAAACUUGUGUGUGUGUGAGUGCACCCUUAUUUGGAUUUUUAAGUGAUUUAAUGGUCAUCUUGCUGAAGGACUUUUCUGUACACUUUACAAUUGUCUCAUUUACCUGAUUUUCAUAUUUUAUUUUACUCUAUUUUAUCAUCUAUCUCUUCUGUAUUUUGUGAUAAAAAUAGAUUUCCUGCACCACAGGUUUAAUUUCUACCAGGUCAGCAUAUGCCAAAUAACAAUACAUCAGAUGCACACACAGACACAGGCACACACACACACACACACACACACACACACACACACACACACACACACACAC
This is a messenger RNA of Alosa alosa (allis shad), 4054 nucleotides long. RefSeq names its product SH2 domain containing 3Ca (gene sh2d3ca). NCBI's taxonomy places the organism in Eukaryota, Metazoa, Chordata, Actinopteri, Clupeiformes, Clupeidae. The record is from RefSeq and is a predicted model, not a curated record. Gene Ontology annotation, biological process: small GTPase-mediated signal transduction; positive regulation of peptidyl-serine phosphorylation. The transcript has 13 exons. Bases 59 to 3016 code for a protein of 985 amino acids. Gene Ontology annotation, molecular function: phosphotyrosine residue binding; guanyl-nucleotide exchange factor activity.